AUGGACGAGGUGCCGAGGAAAGGCUUGCUACAAUACAUCAAGAGGAUCUCUCUUAGAAAGCAAGCAAGAACGUUGAAUCUGGAAGGUGCCCAAGGACAAGGCCAGAUGUUGCUCAUGCUUUUCACACAGCGGGCUAUCGACCAGUCUCGGGCGUGGGCCAACACCUGGAUCAUGGAGCAGGAAUUCAGCAAUAAAGGCUUCGGGGCGUCCUCAGGGCCCUACAGCAAUUAUCCAGACUCCCUUAACUCGUCAUCCACCUUCAUCGGUUCUAAUACCUCAGACGCGCGGCAAGGCAAUGUACCUUAUGGUUCCCUGCCAAGCACAAAUCUUCAGUCCCACUCGUUGCCUUACCUUGCAAAAGCUUCUGCUGUCUGCUCGUUUGAAGCGUCCUUGCCUAACGAAAUGAGUUUUACCUCUGGGGACGAGAUCUGGAUCACGCAGUAUGUAGAAUCCGAGCUAUGGGAAGGUAUAAAUCAGCGCACCCAGCAGAAAGGGCUGUUCCCCAAUACUCUAGUAAAAAUCUUCCUCGUCAAGAAGAUGCCAAGCAGAGAGAAGAUGCCACUCGAGAUCGAUUCCUCUCCCCAUAGCUUUGGUGGUUCUCCAAUUGAAAACAAGUUCCUUUCGCCCACUAGCAUAGGUGGAAGGGCUGCUUCCUUAUCCAAUCGCGCCCACAGGUCCGUCAGCACAAGCGACAUCCCAUCCGUAGCAAACGUGCAGGAAUUAGAUUCUACUCCAAUCAACCCUGCGAGCAAACCUUCUCCAAUGGCCCCCGAGCAUGAUCUGUUCCUGAACCAACGGGGACAGGUGGCCAGAAUUACGUCGAGCGCAAGUGAUAAAGGCCCAGGACGUGCUGCGUCGCAAAGCUACAGUCAGCUGCAGCAGAAUUGGGCCCAAACGCCUUUGGACAUGGCAAACCAAUCACCACGCGCAGGAUCAGACAUAAAAAGAUCGCAGUCUCAGCGUUUGUGGGCGCCAACUCCACUGAGCCCCGCCAUAACACCUGCUGGAUUCCGUGAGUAUACUGUUUCACCAUUUGUUACACCCAUUGGAUCGAUUGCUGGCGGACAACUCAACGACAUUCGCAGCCUUUCUGCAGACAUCACACCGGAAACUACUCCAGAACCGACCCAAGCAGCAGACAAUUAUGAGAGUUUGCGAGCACAAUCAUCCGUUUUCCAACAGCUGCGAGAGGCGGCAGAGGCAGAAGCGCAAAUGAUGUCUGGAUUUGACUCAUGGCAAACAGCGCAAGGAUCCGAAGCACUACCCAAUGCUGGCAGUAAUCCAGUGUCCAGUCCGCAACUCCCUACUGCGCCAGUGGCAUUCACAAAUAAUGGACCUACUGACCAACCAGAAGAUCCUCCUUCCAUACAGCCUGAUUGGCCCUUGCCGUCUUCUCCUAAAUCGGGCACUGAAACACCGCCGGUUUCUAAUGACAUGGAACAGAAGAUUUUCAAGGAUAGCUGCAAUUGA
Molecule: messenger RNA, 1470 nt
Organism: Endocarpon pusillum Z07020
Lineage: Eukaryota; Fungi; Ascomycota; Eurotiomycetes; Verrucariales; Verrucariaceae
Exons: 1
Coding region: 1-1470 (489 amino acids)
Molecular function (GO): protein binding
Source: RefSeq, a predicted model, not a curated record